Molecule: messenger RNA, 4851 nt
Organism: Rhagoletis zephyria (snowberry fruit fly)
Lineage: Eukaryota; Metazoa; Arthropoda; Insecta; Diptera; Tephritidae
Source: RefSeq, a predicted model, not a curated record
AUGGUUUUAAGUGAAUCUGAAAAUCUUUCAGGGCCGUCUUCGGAUGAGCCGCCUGUAAGUUCUCCGACAAUACCUCCUGUGGUUUCGGAUCAACAACCUUCAACGUCUCAUUCUAGUUUACCUCUUACUGGACGUACCACCUUCACUAAAACCGAAAUAACUCAGAUUCUAAGUGGCGACUUUAUGAAGAACUUUUACAUCAAAGCUGUUGAAGAGAUGAAAAAAAUCACCGGAUUUGAUCGUAAAAAGAAUUACACUGGCGCUGAACUUGACGCAAUGUUUACAACGUUGUCUUUGUGCAUUGAAAAUUAUCAUUCAAAAUGUCUUGAAAACUCAUUGCAGAUAAAUGAUCAAAAUUUUCUAACUUUAUCUGCUUUUCAAUCCACUUCAGGUUCUACUUUUUCACCCACCGAAGCAGGAACAGUUGAAAAGUUGCCUGACAACUCUGUGACCCUUGAAAACGGUGAUUCAAACGAUCCAAAUGAGUCAACCGCCAUUGAUGUGGACGCUAUAGAACUAGAUGUUGAAGAUUGUUCUAGUGCAGACUCCAAUUCAAGUCGUUCAAAAGAUGAUGACAGGACAACUACCUCUAACAAUAACAAUGAAGUGGUAAACACUAAUUUAAGUAAAACUAAAAACAAGGACAACAUCAACAUUCCAGAUAUUGAAAAAGAAUUAGAUUUGCUGAAAGAUAAAAAUAAUCUUGAAGAUUCAAACUCAGGUGAUUCUGACUCGGAGACUUCCAAAACUUCUGAAAUAAGACUUAAAAAGAAUUCUGACGAAAAAGACGAUUCAUCAAAAGUUAACGAUAAAGACAACCCUGGUUUAUUCACUAAUGAUGGUGAAAAUUCACCAGAAACUGGACCUGCUGAGGAUGAAGCGAACAACCAUGAUGAGUCAGUUUGGUCUUAUAACUAUUGCGCAGACGUUGAAGAGCUAUUUGAAACUUGCGUGAAUGAAGGUGAAAACGGCAACCUAAACAUAAGCUCUGAAGAAGACAAUAAUGGCGAUAUUGAUGACGAUGAUGAUUCUUCGGAUAAUUCCAACAACAGCAUCAACGACGACGAAAUGGGAGAGCAAAUUUCAGAGGACGAGAUCGAUGAUUUUGCACCGAAAAAGACUGAUAAAAAACUUGAAGAAUUAAAAAAGCUUGUUAAAGACAACAACAAGCUGUUAAACUCUUCUGACGAUGACUCUGAUGUCGGUGUGAAAAAGAAAAACGUGAAUAAUUUAGUCACCAAAGUGAAUAGUGGCGAAAGCGAAGAAGAAGAUGAGGAAAACGUAACUUUUCGUAGAAAGAGCAAAAAACAUCUUUUCAACAGCGAUGACGAUGACAGUGGCAAAGAUAAUGAACAAACUAAUGAAAGUUCUAGUGAUUCUAGCGAUGAUUUUUGCGGUGUCAAAAUCAAAAAGCGCAAACGAAAGCGUGUGGUUCGAAUGUGUGACAAUGAAAGUGACACCUCACGAAGCAGUGGAAGCGAUACAGAAUCUCUAAACAAAUCGCGCAAAAAGUUAAAAAAGAUUUUAAGUCCAGAUCGUCGAACUAGGGACGCAGAAAAGAAUGAGCUCGAACGUCGUAAACGCAUCGAAGAGAAACAAAAGCUUUACAAUCAAUUGAUAGUGCAGGAAAACCAGGCACAAAGCGAACAAGUGAAUCAAGUGGUGCUGGAUUUCGACAAAGAAUCAAAGAAAAUUUUAGUGGAAGUCAAUAAGGAGUUUGUUAAGCACCUGAAACCUCACCAAGUCGAAGGUAUCAAGUUUCUUUUUAAUUGCACCAUUGAGUCAGUGGAGCGCCUAACAAAGCACAACCACAGCUCAGGCUGUAUUCUCGCUCAUACGAUGGGUUUGGGGAAAACCUUUCAAGUAAUCUCCUUUCUGCACACCAUUAUGACCAACCCUCUCAUCAAAGACAGUAUUAAGUGCGUUCUCAUUAUCGUCCCUUUGAACGUCAUUCAAAAUUGGGCCAACGAGUUUGAGAAGUGGUUUGAUGAAUGUGGCAUCACGAAGGAGAUUGAAGUGUACAAGGACUUCUACAAUGAUAAAACGUCCGACGCUAGAAAGGCAACGCUGAAACGGUGGAAGCAAAGCGGAGGGAUUCUCCUUUGCACCAACUCUUUAUUCAACAAUUGUCUGAAGAAGAGCAAAAAUGCAAAGCAAUCGUGCAUCAGUAAGAUCAAAGAGUACCUUCUUAACCCAGGCCCAGAUAUGGUAAUCAUCGACGAAGGACAUUUACUCAAAAAUGAACAAGGAGUUUUCAAUAAGAAUUUAUCGCAAAUAGCAACCCUCCGACGGGUGAUUCUGACAGGCACACCUCUGCAGAACAAUCUUGGGGAAUACUAUACUAUGGUCAGUUUUGUCAAACCGAAUCUUCUCGGUGAUAAAAGGGAGUUUAAGAACCGAUUUGAAAAUCCAAUCAAAAACGGCCAGAACUGUGACUCCACUGAGUACGAUGUGAAAAUGAUGAAAAAGCGCGUUCAUAUUCUCUUUAAGCUGCUAAAGGAGUGUAUUCAUCGAUGCGACUACAAUGUUCUGGUUCCGUAUUUACAGCCAAAGUUUGAAUACGUUCUAAGUCUUCGACUAACUGAAUUGCAAGAAAAGCUGUACAAAUAUUAUCUGGAAAACCUGACUGGAAAUGGUGAAAUGUUUCAACGUCUAUUUGCCGAUUUCACUCGUUUGAGCUACAUUUGGAAUCACCCUGCGCUACUUCCGCAACAUUACAAACGAAAGCGUAGUGCAGAGGAUCAGGAAGAUGACGAUGAUGAUGAUGAUGCGAACUCAAUGGACGACUUUAUCGUGGAUGGUUCUUCAUCCGAGUCAGUGGCUGAGUCUGACGAUUCAGAUACAUUGAUAAAAAAGGAAGAAAAUAUGUCAGUGAGCUCUAAGGAAGAGUUUCCUGAAAUAGAUUCUGACAUUGAAAUUGUUUUUGAAAAGCAAGUCAAGAAAGUUGCUGCAAAUGGGUCUAUUACCUCUGAACUAGCUGAAAAUGAGCAAGAUGUAGAAGAUGAGUCCACGUGGUUUGAGAAGUUUAUGCCCGAAAACUUGCUUGACUUAAAUCUCAGUGCCAAGUUUAUUCUCUUGUUUACUAUUUUAGAGAAAUGUGAAAUUAUUGGCGACAAAAUUCUCAUAUUUUCUCAAAGUCUUAACACUCUCAAUUUGAUUGAAGAUUUUCUGAAAAUCAAAAUGAAAGAAUACGUUGAUAAGUACGGACCAAUGGAUGAUGAAGAAUCCUACGAAAAUGUGGUCGCCCAAACCGGUGGUGUCUCUCAUAGCUGGGAAAGAAAUAGAGACUACUUUCGAAUUGAUGGCAAUGUUAACAGCAACCUUCGAACCAAAAUUAUGGAGCAUUUCAACGAUCCGGGAAAGCACAGAGCUCGCCUUUUGCUCAUAUCAACCAAAGCAGGUGGCAUUGGAAUCAAUCUGGUCGGUGCCAAUCGUUGUGUCAUUUUUGAUGCUUCGUGGAAUCCGGCUAACGAUAUGCAAGCUAUUUUUCGAAUCUUUCGCUAUGGACAGCUUAAACCUGUUUAUGUGUAUCGUUUCACUGCAAGUGGCACAAUGGAAAGCAAAAUCUACGAAAGACAAAUACUCAAGCAAUCACUGUCUCAUCGUGUCAUUGACGAGCAGCAGAUACAAAGGCACUUUAAGGCUAAAGAAGCAAAUGAACUUUAUCAGUACCAUGGCGCAGAUAAAUGUCGAAAAGUACCUAAAGUUCCAAAAGAUAAUUUGCUAGCAGAUGUUUAUCAAGCCAACAAAGAUCUCAUUCUUAAUUGUCACGAACACGAUUCUCUACUGGAGAACUGCCCAGAAGAAGGACUCACCGAAGAAGAACGUAAAUUAGCCUGGGCAGAAUACGAAAACGAAAAAGACAAGGGACUUUAUCCAGAACCAAGCCCAGCAUUUAUUAAUAAUUUUCCAACUGCAGAAUUUAAUGCACAAAUGAACCAACAAUAUCACGAUUUUCAACGCCAGAUGUUUGGGCAACAGUUUUCCCAAAAUGCAAACUUUCCAACUACAUCUUUCACUCCACAAGCACACCAUUCCCGAAUGCCAUCAUUGUACGAGCAACAGUUUGCUUACCGACGACAGCAGCACGCCCAACAACAACAACAACAACAACAACAAAAUUACCAUCAGUUUCCACACCAGCUGCCUCAAAAUCCUCCACAAAAUCCGCACCAACAGCACCAUCGGUUUCAGCAUCAGCUUCCGAAUCGGCAACAGUAUGAGAAUCAGCAUCGCCAGCAGCAACAGUCACUGCUACAGCAGAAGCAGCUGCUGCUGCAUCAACAAAAUCAACAAAAUACGAGUCGUCAAAGCGGAAGCUUAAGCAAAGCAAGCAAGUCAAUAAAUUUUGAAAUGUUUAUGAUUGAUGCUGAGGCAGAAAACAAAGUCAACAUAAUUUAUGAUUGGAACUGUAACCUGAAUCUCCCAAAAGUUGUCGAGUAUAAGGAUAUGCCUUUUGACGCUUUUAAUCAAAGCUUCAGACAAACUAUACCAUUUGAGUAUGAUGGCGAAAAUACCAAAUAUCUUCAGUACAUGUACUGUUAUUUGGAUAAACUUAUUACAAUUGCAAACAUCUAUAAGGGACAAUUACAGAAUCUCUCGAGAAAGGAUUCUACAGUUCAGCCAACAUUAUUUACAGUGGUGAAAUCUCUCGAAUCUUUAAAAAGGCUUUUUCAAGAGUUUCACACGUAUCGAGGUAAAGUCGAAGAAAAAAGUAAACCACAUAUAUCGAAUGCGUUUCUGCAACACAGAAAUUUUCCACAUCAACAACGUCUGCCCCAACGUAGCCGGUCAAACGUUAAACAGAUCGAAGAAUGUAUCACUAUUUCCGAUGAUGAUGAACCAAAGUGA